UGAAAAUUACAGCCAUGAAGAACGACGAACUUGGACAGGAUGCAGAAAAAGGAUCAACGAAAAUGCCAGGUAAAUUUGGAAUUAGACACCUGCAAGUUCUUCUACUCUUUUUCGGAAUGGUUAUUGGAUAUUGUCUUCGAGUAAGCAUGUCAGAAGCUGUUGUUACAAUGUCAAAACGUACCAAUGAAUCAGCUAAUCUUCACUACGAGGUAUUUGACUGGAAUGGAACGGAAAAGUCCACGAUCCUGAGUUCUUUCUUUUGGGGCUACACGGUAAUGCAAAUACCAAGUGGUUAUAUAGCAAGAGUUUGGAGCGGCCAAAAGUUACUCAGUUUUGGAAUACUACUUUGCGGAAUUUUGAACAUUUUAACACCAACUGCAGCUCAUUAUGGGAAUUAUAUUGCUGUCUGCAUCUGUAGGGUAGGCAUGGGUUUCUGUCAGAGUUGCCUCUUGCCAUGCACCCACACCCUUCUUUCUAAGUGGGUGCCUCCGUCUGAACGAGCACGACUUGGAACAUUCGCCUACGCUGGAGCACAAUUUGGUACGGUGAUUUGCUUUCCAAUUUCUGGAGUGUUAGCAACGUCGAGUAUCGGUUGGCCAUCCAUAUUUUACGUGUUUGGUGCUGUAUCGAUAGUUUGGAGUAUUCUGUUUUUCGUUUUCGGUUCUGAUAGCCCUUCUCUGGAUUCGCGAAUAUCGGAAAGGGAAAAGCGAUAUAUAGAGAAUAGUCUGAACAGUGCCGAGGACAAAGAAAAGUCGCAGAAUGUACCGGUGACAAAACCACCAUGGAAAGCCAUUUUUACUUCGUCACCGAUGUGGGCACUUAUAAUUGUACAUUGUGGACAAAAUUGGGGCUACUGGAUUCUAAUCACGGAACUGCCAAGUUACAUGGAUGCUGUGCUGAAAUUUGAUUUUGAGAAGGCCGGCGUGAUAGCAGCUCUCCCUUAUUUGGUGAUGUGGAUUUUAAGUUUUCCAGUAUGUUGGCUGGCAGACUAUGCUUUAGAGAAGGGUGUUUCAAGAGAAGUGACUAGGAAGGUUUGCAAUACACUUGCGCAUUGGGGACCAGCGGUAGCUUUGAUUUGUCUUGCCACAAUGCCAGUGCACGAUUCUGCCGUGGCUGUAACCAUUCUCGUAAUAGCUGUCGGAUUAAAUGCCGGAUCUCUAUGUGGAUUCCAAAUUAAUCAUAUCGAUCUAAGUCCAAAUUUCGCUGGCACGAUGAUGUCCAUAACGAAUUGUAUCGCAUCUGUGAUUGCAAUAAUUGCACCCUUAAUUUGCGGCGUGAUCGUGUCCGAUGAGACAGACGCGAGUCAAUGGAACAUGGUGUUUUAUUUGUCCGCUGUUAUUUAUGUCGUGGGAAAUUUAAUUUUCAUUAUCUUCGGCAAGGCUGAAAUUCAACCGUGGAACGAUCCCAAAAGUGCGAACGCUCAAGAAGAAAGUAAGAAAGAGUUUAGAAUGACAUAAGUAUUCUAAUACUGAAUGCGUUACCUUUUCUUAUUGUUCCAACUGUUCUAUAGUACAUUAGUUUAUUUUAGAAAAGUAAUUAGAAUAAGGAUCAGCUAGUGUGCUUCGGGUUAGCAUGUUGGGUAUGGAGGGUGAUAUAUUGUUCCGCGUGCAAACUGCGUCAGCCGAUUACGAAAUGUCGGCUAAACGGCACAGAAAACAAAGGCUCUACUUUACACAAAUAGAUAAAUGAGCUUGUUAACAGCGUUCUCUUCCAGGUUCGUAGAGUACAAGAUUGUUUUUGCACCAUUCUAGUCCUAAGUCACAACUUUUAUCGAACAAAUUCUAGGACCAAUGUUUAGGUCUGAGAGUAAAAAGAGAAAUAUAAAAUUUUAAGUUUUUAAGAAAUACAAAACGUGUAUAAUAAUAUAUUUUACUGAUUUUAUAUGAAAUUUAAAAUCAGGAAUGACUGAAUAGAGGAACAUUAAAUUUUUAUACGAAAACAAUCCUAGCUGCCUAAAUGUUCCCGAUAAGUCGUUGAAUAUUAUUGACAUACGUGGCUGUUAAAUAUAUUCAAUUUUAAUGCAAUAUGAAUUUGAUACGAAGUGCAUAAUAAUUUACAA
Habropoda laboriosa is the source of this 2059-nucleotide messenger RNA. Its product is annotated as putative inorganic phosphate cotransporter. Gene Ontology annotation, biological process: transmembrane transport; monoatomic anion transport. Gene Ontology annotation, cellular component: plasma membrane. Gene Ontology annotation, molecular function: transmembrane transporter activity. The transcript is spliced from 7 exons. The record is from RefSeq and is a predicted model, not a curated record. The coding region runs from base 15 to 1457 and encodes 480 amino acids. Lineage: Eukaryota; Metazoa; Arthropoda; Insecta; Hymenoptera; Apidae.